AUCCUGCAUUCCCAGGUUUCACCAAACUAGAGAAAAAGGAAAAAAGUAUAUUGAACAAGGAACAUGCGAAAUUCGUAGAUGUUAUUCAUUCGAAUAUGGGAUAUUUAGGAGUUCGAUUUUCUGGCGCACAUUACGACAUUUAUGCAAAUGAUGGAACAGUGCAACCCGGCUGCAAAUUAUCAGAUCCUCGGUGCUCUCAUAAUAGAGCUAUAUCAAUUUUCGCCGAGAGUAUAAACUCGAAAGAGAAAUUUAUUGCUCAAAAAUGUGACUCGAAAGACGCAUGGCUGAGUUCAAAAGAUUGUGAAGGUAACCAUGAAUUGAAAAUAGAAGUUGGCGAGCAUUGCACACCUCCUAAAAAUGAUACAGAAAUUGGAAUUUAUCAGUUUCUUACCAACGAAAUCAAACCUUACGUGAAAGCAUUGCCUGGAAUUUGAAAAUAAAGAACAAUAUUAUUGAUUUACAGCUAAUGAGCUAGCCUAUACUUAUUUUCAAUUCAUUGUUUUGUAGUGCUCACAAGAGCAAUUUUUAAUUUAAAGUAUUUUUUUUUUUUUUAGCAAAUACAUUAUUUAGGAGCAA
Molecule: messenger RNA, 576 nt
Organism: Planococcus citri (citrus mealybug)
Lineage: Eukaryota; Metazoa; Arthropoda; Insecta; Hemiptera; Pseudococcidae
Product: lipoprotein lipase-like
Exons: 3
Coding region: 96-434 (112 amino acids)
Biological process (GO): lipid catabolic process
Molecular function (GO): lipase activity
Source: RefSeq, a predicted model, not a curated record